Molecule: messenger RNA, 1762 nt
Organism: Hordeum vulgare subsp. vulgare (domesticated barley)
Lineage: Eukaryota; Viridiplantae; Streptophyta; Magnoliopsida; Poales; Poaceae
Product: putative F-box/LRR-repeat protein At4g15060
Exons: 3
Coding region: 123-1553 (476 amino acids)
Molecular function (GO): protein binding
Source: RefSeq, a predicted model, not a curated record
CCCCCACAAAGCCUCAAGCCCUUACCACAGGAACUGCUCCAGAAGAAUGUCCGAGAGACUGCGGCGGUGCCAGUGAGCCAGGCUCCUUCGCUGCGCCGCGCAGCCACCGGCCAUUGAGAUGGAUGCGGCGACUCCUCUUCCCAAGAAGAGGAGGUCGGACGUGCCCGGAAGCAACCAACCGGAGGAAAUCUCGAGCCAUGAGCCGACGGCGGCGGCCGUGGAGGCGCCCGAAUCCGAGAUCCUCGGCGUCUCCAGAACCACCGCCUGGAGCUGGAGGAGCAGAUGACGGCGUCGACCACAUCAGCGGAAUGCCCGACGCCGUCCUCGGCGACAUCAUCUCCCUCCUCCCCAUCAGGGAGGGCGCCCGCACCCAAACCCUUGCCUCCCGGUGGCGCCACCUCUGGCGCUCCGCUCCUCUCAAUCUCGACUACUACGACCUCCCCGCCGAAGGUGACCUUCUGAUACGCCUCAUUUCCCAGAUCCUCUCCGCCCAUGCUGGCUCCGGCCGCCGCUUGUGCAUCCCCGCGCACCACCUCUACCACCACCCUGACACAGUGUAUGCCUGGUUCCGGUCUGCUGGCCUCAGCAACCUCCAGGAGCUCGAGUUCUGCUGCGCCAGUUAUCCACCGGCACUGCCGGCGGCGACAGCGUCCACCUUCAAUCUCUCGUCCAGCCUCCGCCUGGCCACAUUCAGCCAAUGCUGCUUUCCCGACGGUAUAUCAGAGACGCUUCACUUCCCCCAGCUCAAGCAGCUCACGCUUGAAUGUGUCAGCAUCUCGGAAGGCUCACUGUACAGCUUCGUGUCUGCCUGCCCCGUCCUGGAAUCCAUGCUUAUUAGCAGUUGCAUUGGCUUCAGCUGCAUUCGGAUCUGCUCCCCAAACCUUAGAACCAUUGGCGUACGUGCUGGAUACCAAGACAAGGUGAAAAUCUCUAUUGAGGAUGCCCCUUCUCUUGAAAGGUUGCUCCAACUCAACCUAAUUGUGGGCUUGGACAUAUCGAUAAUAUCAGCGCCCAACCUGGAGACCAUGGGCUGCCAUUGUUACGAUGACAAUUCCGGCUUCAGCUUUAAGGGAUUUCCUACUCUGUUCCCAAUGGUGGUACACACUGUCAAGACUUUAUCUAUCUCUGUUCGUCCUCUGUCUGUGGAUAUGGUUAUUGAUCUCAUGAGUUGCUUUCCCUGCUUGGAGAAGUUGUAUAUCCAGAUACGUUCGUUGCAGGGAAAGAAUUUGUGGCGUCGUAAACACCAGAGUCACAUCAGAUGCCUUGACAUCCGUCUCAAGAAAGUAGUGUUGGCAAGUUAUGGAGGCACCAAGUCACAAAUUAAUUUUGCCAUGCUCUUUGUGUUGAAUGCUAAAAUGCUAGAGCUAUUAAGAUUUGAGGGUCCAUGCUGCUGGGGUAAAGAGUUCAUUGAAAGGCAGCGCAGGUUGCUUCAGCUUGGGAAGAGAGCUUCAAGAGGUGCUCGGUUUGUUUUCUCACAGAAUACAUGCCUCCGCAAACUUCAGGACAUCAAGCAUGUGCGGGAUUUGUCUGUAGCUGAUCCCUUUGAAUGCUGAUGUUGAUAUUGAGUUUCCUGUGUACUUGGAGGGGUUAUCCUUGCUCGUCACAUUUUUCCGAUCCAAUUUGAUUGGUUCUCUUGUUUCUGAUGUUUUGAAGUUCCUGGUGUGCUCGAACCUUGUGGUAUUUGAACCAAUUAUGUAGAAGCUGUAGAGAAUGGGGACGAAUUUUCGGCUCAUUGUGCCUAGGCAAGGUCUGGGAGUGCAAA